AUGGAAGACGAAUCCCCUAUCAAUCCUCCCCUGGAUUCCUCCACCUUCGUUCCUCCUAGCGUGAUCUCUGAACAUCUUCUCUCCGGCGAAUCCUACGCGUACUACACGCCAUGUCCAAAUAAAAUUACGCCUCAGAAUAACUCACUCAGCACUCACGAUACUGCUGAGAGUACACCGUGCGUAUUGGGCGUCGAUGAGGCCGGCCGAGGUCCAGUGCUAGGGCCAAUGGUGUACGGCGCCUUCUACCUUCCUCUGGAUCUCCAUCACUCGCUCUUGACCGAGCAGCACAGCUUUGACGACAGCAAAGUGCUCACACCCGCAGUGCGAGCAAAUCUGAUGCACCUGCUGAACACACCUGGAGACUCGUUGUUUGAAUCUUGCGGGUAUGCGGUCAAAGUACUUUCAGCCCGCGACAUCUCUUCCGGCAUGAUGAGAUCACCCACCGCAGUAUACAACCUGAACGCGCAGGCCAUGGAUGCGACAGUGGAGAUUAUUCGCGGGGUGGUCGAAGAUCGGGGAGUGGAUGUCCGAGAGGUGUACAUUGAUACGAUUGGCAACCCGGCGACGUACCAACAGAAAUUGGAGCGGAUCUUUCCAUCUCUCAAGAUCACGGUGGCCAAGAAGGCCGAUUCCCUGUAUCCUUGCGUCAGUGCCGCUAGUGUGGCAGCCAAGGUGACGCGUGAUGUGGCCCUGGAAAUCAUGUAUGAGGCUGUGCUUCGGGCUGAGCAGUCACUGGGCCCGGCCCUCGAGACCUGGGGAAGCGGCUAUCCUUCAGAUUCCAAAUGUGUCGGCUGGCUGCGACGCACCAUGGAUCCUGUGUUUGGGUGGGGCAACGAGUGCCGAUUCAGCUGGGGCACCGCGAAAGAGAUGCUUGAAAUGAAAGGCGGAGCACGGGUCGAUUGGCCUGCGGAAGAGGACGAAGGUGCUCCGCGGCUUGACGACUUUUUACUGUCAUCGGGCGGUAAAAGUACAAAUAAGGAUGGGCUACGAGAUUGGUAUGGCCACAGGCAAGCCGAGAUUCUCUGA
Penicillium bovifimosum is the source of this 1026-nucleotide messenger RNA. RefSeq names its product ribonuclease H2 catalytic subunit RNH201. Gene Ontology annotation, biological process: mismatch repair; DNA replication, removal of RNA primer. The record is from RefSeq and is a predicted model, not a curated record. Gene Ontology annotation, molecular function: RNA binding; RNA-DNA hybrid ribonuclease activity. The transcript has a single exon. Bases 1 to 1026 code for a protein of 341 amino acids. Lineage: Eukaryota; Fungi; Ascomycota; Eurotiomycetes; Eurotiales; Aspergillaceae. Gene Ontology annotation, cellular component: ribonuclease H2 complex.